CAGCCCUUCCUGGGGCAAAGUCCCGGGGACGAGGCCAGGGACAAGGUGCACCCAGAGAGUCGCUCUGCUCGGGAGCCCAGUGGGGAGCGUCCCGGCCGAUGUAGGGGGGAGAGCGACUGGGCUCAGCAUGGCUGUGCCUGGCCCCCUCCCCCUCCUCCUGCUGGGGGUCUUCGCCAUCCCAGGGGGCUGUUCCCACCCAGGCCCGCACUCGCUGCGCUAUUUCUACACGGCAGUGUCGGAGCCCGGCCUGGGGCUGCCCCAGUUCACCGUGGUCGGGUACCUGGACGACCAGCUCUUCUUCCAUUUCGACAGCGAGGGGAAGGUGGCCCAACCCCGCGCCCCCUGGAUCCAGGCCGAGGGGCCCGAGUACUGGGACCGGCAGACCUGGAUCGCCAAGGGCUGGCAGGAGGCCUUCAACGGCAACGUCCGCAUCGCCAUGGAGCGCUACAACCAGAGCAGGGGCCAGCACACCUUCCAGUACAUGUACGGCUGCCAGCGGCGGGCGGACGGCGGCACGGGGGGCUUCCGGCAGUAUGGCUACGACGGGCGGGAUUUCCUCUCCUACGACACCCGCACCCACACCUGGGUGGCGCCCAGCAAGGAGGCCGAGGUCACCAAGGGGAAGAUGGAGGCCGACCGGCACCUGAGCCAGCAGCAGCGGGACUAUCUGGAGCGGAAAUGCGUCGAGUGGCUGCAGAAAUACCUGGACUACGGGAAGGAGACGCUGCAGAGGAGAGAGCGCCCGGCCGUGCGGGUCACCGGCAGAGACGCCCCCGGCGGCCCCACCACCCUCUGCUGCCGGGCCCACGGCUUCUACCCCCGGGACAUCGCCCUGAGCUGGCUGCGACACGGGGAGAGCAGCGAGCAGGAGACGUGGCGAGGGGGGGUCCUGCCCAACGGGGACGGGACCUACCACGCCUGGGCCACGGUGGAGAUCGACCCCCGGGAGAGAGGCCUGUACCGCUGCCGUGUGGAGCACGAGAGCCUGGCCGAGCCGCUCAUCGCCGUGUGGGAGCCCCCGUCCCGCUCGGCCCUGCUCCCUGCGCUGAUUGGGGCCGUCGCUGUCGCUGUCGCUGUCGCUGCCCUGCUCGCUGGGGCAGCCGGGUUUGUUCUCUGGAGGAGGCGGCGCUCAGGGAAAACCGGAGCCGGAUACACCCCAGCUCAGGAGGGCAACCGGGACUCCAGCUCCUCUCCGGAAGCCAGCCACAAAGGAUCCAGCAGGGGCAGCGACUCCGGGUGUGACACCGGCUCGCUAGGGUCGGCAGCCACAAGUGUGGGAGUGACCAGUCUCCAUCCAGAAGCUCAGCAGCUCCUCGCAGUGGGUGUUCCUGCCCCGCCCGACGACGGGGACACCCCAGCGGGCAUCGUCUAGGCUGGAGUCGUUCCUGGGGUCUCCCCCCCCCUCAGCCGCUGACUGCCCGUGUGACCUGGACUGAAUCCCUCACCCUUUCCCUCUGCCUCAGCGCCCAGGCCCCGGGUGCGACGCUCGGCUGCCUCGCGGGGCCGUGGUGGGUUUGUGGAUAAAUCUCUGCAUUAAGCAUCUUCACGUAACUUUCCUAUGCCUUUGUAUUA
Messenger RNA from Mauremys reevesii (Reeves's turtle), 1572 nucleotides. RefSeq names its product class I histocompatibility antigen, F10 alpha chain-like. The transcript has 10 exons. The coding region runs from base 128 to 1372 and encodes 414 amino acids. Lineage: Eukaryota; Metazoa; Chordata; Testudines; Geoemydidae. Gene Ontology annotation, cellular component: external side of plasma membrane. The record is from RefSeq and is a predicted model, not a curated record. Gene Ontology annotation, biological process: immune response.